AUGAACGUCGACAUGUUUUAUGCGCGCUUGCUGCUGUUUGCGCUAGCCACAGCGCACCUCCAUGCAAAAGAAGGCCAAAAGCCAGGCACGUCUAAGAAAGGCUCCGAGUUCGACAGCAAUGCAGGAGCGCUAUGCAAUGGCGUUCAGCAGCAGAUUUCAACGACUGUUUCAUGGCUGAAAAAAAACUACACGGCAAAGCCCAAGACCAAGAGCGGUGCGCUUGUUCGCGAGUUUGAGCAAAUUAGCAGGCAGCUCUCCGAGAAAGAGCGCCCCAUUCUAGAUGUGCUAGGAGACGCAGUUUCAUGUGCGGCCCUCUGCUACAUAAGCCCAAUCGCUGCCAAAAACAAGGAGGCGCUUAGCAGGAGCGCAUCCAAGGCGCUGCAAGACGCUAUUGACUCCAAUGGCCGAAAGAAAUACACCAAAGCCAUUCUGGUCGGCAGGAUUGCAGAGAUUUUGAAAGGCAUUAUCACAAUGGAAAGGCUUGAUGCAGAGCAUGGCAAAGAAGAAAAUCCUCAUCGCGCGCCCAGAGUUACGCUACAAAAAAAAGAAGUCCAGAUGAUGCUGCGCCUGCUUCAGAUGUACGACUAUAUUCUCAAGCUGCUUCAAACCCAGAAAAACGACAUGAGCAUGUUUGAGGUCACACUUUAUUUUUUCAAAGCCAAGGACGCUGUACACGCGGCGGAGCGUAGAAUAGCGCAGAGGAUCGCCUCCAAGGGCAAUGCCCAAAAAAGCAGGCCGCGCAUGCAAACUAGAAGUUUUACUGGCGCUUCGCCCAGCCCCCAGAACUAA
Messenger RNA from Nematocida major, 789 nucleotides. RefSeq lists its product as uncharacterized. The transcript has a single exon. Bases 1 to 789 code for a protein of 262 amino acids. The record is from RefSeq and is a predicted model, not a curated record. Lineage: Eukaryota; Fungi; Microsporidia.